CCAACAGCGGCAUCGGGAAGAUGACGGCGCUGGAGCUGGCGCGCCGGGGAGCGCGCGUGGUGCUGGCCUGCCGCAGCCGGGAGCGCGGGGAGGCGGCCGCCUUCGACCUCCGCCAGGAGAGUGGGAACAAUGAGGUCAUCUUCAUGGCCUUGGACUUGGCCAGUCUGGCCUCUGUGCGGGCCUUUGCCGCUGCCUUCCUGAGCUCUGAGCCACGGUUGGACAUCCUCAUCCACAACGCCGGGAUCAGUUCCUGCGGCCGGACCCACGAGGCAUUUAACCUGCUGUUUCGUGUGAACCACCUCGGCCCCUUCCUGCUCACACAUCUGCUGCUGUCCCGCCUGAAGACAUGCACCCCUAGUCGCGUGGUGGUGGUAUCCUCAGCUGCCCAUCGACGUGGGCGCCUUGACUUCAAACGCCUGGACCGCCCAGUGGUGGGCUGGCGACAGGAGCUGCGGGCAUAUGCUGACAGUAAGCUUGCCAACGUAUUGUUUGCACGGGAGCUUGCCAACCAGCUUGAGGGCACUGGCGUCACCUGCUAUGCAGCCCACCCAGGGCCUGUGAACUCGGAGCUGUUCCUGCGCCACGUUCCUGGAUGGCUGCGCCCACUUUUGCGCCCAUUGGCUUGGCUGGUGCUCCGGACACCGAGAGGGGGUGCCCAGACACCCCUGUACUGUGCUCUACAGGAGGGCAUCGAGCCCCUCAGUGGCAGAUACUUUGCUAACUGCCAUGUGGAGGAGGUGCCCCCAGCAGCCCGAGACGACCGGGCAGCCCACAAGCUGUGGGAAGCCAGCAAUAGGCUGGCGGGGCUGGAGUCUGGGGAGGAUUCUGAAACCGAUGAAAACUCCCAGCCUGAGGACCGGGAGGCCCUAUCUUCUCUGAGCACUCCCCACUCCAGGGAGCCCACAGUUUCCAAAUCCCACCCAGGCCCUCAGAGCUCACCAGAUUUGUCUAAGGUGACACACCGAGUUCAAGUUAAAGCUGAGCCUGAGACCCAAGUCUCCUAAGCCCCAAGCCAAGGUGCUUUUCCAUGGUACUUCGUGGCCCUUAAAAACAGCUGUGUGCCAAGCCAUGCCCUGGGCAUAGAGGAGUUUGCGAUUUUUACCUCCAUGGUUACUUUCUGGGGUCCCAGCUCUUUUUCCUGGUUGAAGGAAUAGCAGGUGAUAAUUUCUUCCUGAGAGUGACAGUAACCAGUAACCCCAGAAGGAGGGGUGGGGGAUAAUACGUGAGACACUAUGCGUCUCAAGAACUUGAGUUUUGGAUUACCAGGCCCCACCCUCAGUGAUUCUGAUCAGCUCUAGAACAGGGUCUGGGAAUUUGUCAUUUGAUACACUGCCAACAUUGAGAAUUACUGAACUGAGCCCUCUGCAACCAUAUAGCUAGGUAGUUAACUUACCCCCGUGUUAAAGAGGCAGGAUUAGGUUCCAGAGAUAAAGGACUCGCCCAAGGUCUCAGUAAGAGCAGAGACUGGGAUUUGAACCCAGGGGUCUGAGGCCAGGGCGUACUGCUGUAAGGUGAUCUGGGAGGUGAGUCCCGGCAGAGCAGUUGUUAUCCAGGUGCCCGCUGGAAGAAGGGGGACGCCUUCGGGCUGCUUUGGGGCUGGGCCCCGCGAUCUGGAUCCCCUGGAAUAAAGCGCGUGGACUGCCGAGGCUA
Carlito syrichta (Philippine tarsier) is the source of this 1650-nucleotide messenger RNA. It is a transcript of the gene DHRS13, whose product is annotated as dehydrogenase/reductase 13. Lineage: Eukaryota; Metazoa; Chordata; Mammalia; Primates; Tarsiidae. The record is from RefSeq and is a predicted model, not a curated record. The transcript has 4 exons. The coding region runs from base 21 to 1004 and encodes 327 amino acids.